AUGAAGGCCUGGUCCGUAUCCAUGUGCUUCUGCCUCGCCGUUGCCAUCCACCAAGCUUCGGCUAUCAGUGGAGUGUCGUCCGGUCCGACUGUUCUCAAGGUUGGAAGGAAAGAGAUGAAACUCGACCUUCCUGGAACCGUGGCCAAGGCCCAAGUACAAGCUUCUGUGCCCAGGACGCCGAAGACCUUCCGGAGUCCACUCGGAUGGAACAGCUGGAACCACUUCCAGUGCAAUAUCACAGAGGACAUAGUCAAGACCGCAGCGGACAGGCUCGUGUCAUCUGGGCUAGCCGCCCUUGGCUACGUCUACGUCAACAUAGAUGAUUGCUGGCAAGCUGACUCGAGAGAUUCUCAGGGUCGCCUGGUGGCAUCUCCGGUCUCCUUCCCUUCGGGCAUCAAGGCGCUAGCAGACUAUGUGCACAGCAAGGGGCUCAAGCUGGGGCUCUACUCCGAUUCCGGGAAGCGCACGUGUUCGGGCAAGCCAGGGUCGCUGGGGCACGAGGCGAUAGACGCCCUCACCUUCGCUGAAUGGGGAGUGGACUAUGUCAAAUACGACAGCUGCUACGACGAUGGAACUACCACCAAGAGAGGCCAAUCAGCCAUGCGCAAUGCGUUGGAUGCCGCUGGAAGAGACAUCUCGGUCUCCAUGUGUGAAGGGGGACAGGACAGCUCUGCUCUAUGGGCGUAUGGGCUGGCAGAUCCCUGGCGCACCACCCUCGGCACUGAUGACACGUGGAGGAGUGUGACUUGGGUUUCAGACACCAGCAACAAGUGGGCCAAAUACGCCGACCCUCGCAACUGGAAUGACUUGGACAUCCUUCAAGUGGCAAAGGGCGGCAUGGGAGAGACAGAGCACCAUGUGCACUUCAAUCUGUGGGCCAUCAUGAAGGCGCCACUCCUGGCGGCCUGCGCUCUCUCUGCUGAAUCGCAGCCAGCCAUGACCAUUCUCAGCACCAAUGAGGCCGUUUCCCUCAACCAAGAUUCAUUGGGAGUGCAAGCACAGGAGGUGCAACUAUCCAAGGCAUCCCCAGUGAAGGUCUGGGUGGGAUCUCUAUCUGAGGGUCGGAAAGUGGUGGCACUGGUGAACCGUGGUGGGACGAGCGAGAAUGUGUCCGUCAGUUGGAGAAAGCUCGGGCUGAAUCCUGAGCAGCAAAUGCACGCACGAGAUCUGUGGAAGGAAUCGGCCAUUGACUCUGCCGAUUCUGAAGACCUGACUGCCCAAGUUGCAAGCCAUGGUGUGCGAUUAUUUGUUCUCUGGCCCGCAACAGAUUCCAAUCUGAAACAAUAA
Messenger RNA from Closterium sp. Yama58-4, 1287 nucleotides. The record is from the annotation of a GenBank genome assembly. NCBI's taxonomy places the organism in Eukaryota, Viridiplantae, Streptophyta, Zygnematophyceae, Desmidiales, Closteriaceae.